Molecule: messenger RNA, 1411 nt
Organism: Oxyura jamaicensis (ruddy duck)
Lineage: Eukaryota; Metazoa; Chordata; Aves; Anseriformes; Anatidae
Gene: GABARAPL2
Product: GABA type A receptor associated protein like 2
Exons: 4
Coding region: 149-502 (117 amino acids)
Biological process (GO): autophagosome assembly; autophagy of mitochondrion; cellular response to nitrogen starvation
Cellular component (GO): cytosol; autophagosome membrane; autophagosome
Molecular function (GO): ubiquitin protein ligase binding
Source: RefSeq, a predicted model, not a curated record
UGACCGGAAGUCCCGCCUGCCGAGCCGCAGCUGUUGUUGUUGUGACUGGAACCGUGACAGCGACAGGCCUCGCCGCUCGGCACGAGACCCUGCCCGCCCGCACUCGGGCCUCGCCGCCGCCGGCUCCGCUUCCUGCCCGGCCCGCGCCAUGAAGUGGAUGUUCAAGGAGGACCACGCGCUGGAGCACAGAUGCAUCGAGUCAGCAAAAAUCCGAGCCAAAUACCCUGACCGUGUCCCGGUCAUAGUGGAGAAGGUCUCAGGAUCUCAGAUUGUUGAUAUUGACAAGAGGAAGUACUUAGUUCCAUCUGACAUCACUGUGGCCCAGUUUAUGUGGAUCAUCAGGAAGAGGAUUCAGCUGCCCUCUGAGAAGGCAAUAUUCCUCUUUGUAGAUAAGACUGUCCCACAGUCUAGCUUAACUAUGGGACAACUUUAUGAGAAGGAGAAGGAUGAAGACGGAUUCUUGUAUGUUGCCUACAGUGGAGAGAACACAUUUGGUUUUUGAAUGGUCUUGGCUACUAUACCAUCCUGCUGUGUAUCUUGUAAAUAGCUGAUCAUUUUCUGUUCUGACAUCCACAUAAGUUUCUUCUAUAUACAUGUAUUUGUAACUAGAUUUAUUUCCUAAUGUAUCUAUAGGUCUUGUUUUAUUAGACUGUUAAAUUAUAAAAAAACCUGUGUUUUUUCUCAUGGCUAUGGAUUUGCAGAGCCUCACUCCUUUAGGGGAUACAUUUAAUGGCAUUGAUUAAAUAAUAAAGCAAAGUAGUUGAGCUACUAAAACAUGAAAAGAAUGCACAUUUAUUCUGUUUUAAGGAGUUAAUUUAUGAAAAAUGAAAACAUUAAAUUAGUAUUGGGAACACUGGAUUUGCUAGGUUAUCCUAAGCAGUAGCAAGAUGCUGAUCAUGUUGAAUCGAGAAAGUAUGUUCCUCUUUCUCAAUUAACAAAGUACAAUAAAAAUUCCUACCACAAACAGACAGUGCUGUCAUUUCUUUACCUUCACUUUGGCCGCAGUUAUGUAUCAUUCACUAGAUAGCAUACAACUGCUUACAUUAUUUACUAGACAUUGUACCGCUUCUCAGCAUUUAGGAUGCUGCUGAUGACAGAAGGAAAAAACAAAGAGCUAUCUGACAGUUCUUAAGACCAAAAGAUUCAGCGCUAUUACAUCUAAUCAUGAGGAAAGCCAGGCCAGCACACAGGCUAUAAGCAGAGGAAUAAAUACCAUGGGCUUUGGACUGCAGGACUUAGGUGAAAAAAGCUUAGCAUAUAAGGAAAGGGCAUCUUUAAGAAGGAAUGAUACAAAUACAAAACCAAAUUGCUGGAGAACAGGAAGUAAUAAUUUGUCCAUGAGUUAUGGCCAAGAGAGAAAUAACCGGUAAGGAGUUCAGAUUAAAACUGUUGCAUGAGCAGCUUUAAAAAA